Melitaea cinxia (Glanville fritillary) is the source of this 1614-nucleotide messenger RNA. It is a transcript of the gene Zip71B, whose product is annotated as zinc transporter ZIP10. Gene Ontology annotation, biological process: zinc ion import across plasma membrane; intracellular zinc ion homeostasis. The transcript is spliced from 4 exons. Gene Ontology annotation, cellular component: membrane. Bases 50 to 1468 code for a protein of 472 amino acids. NCBI's taxonomy places the organism in Eukaryota, Metazoa, Arthropoda, Insecta, Lepidoptera, Nymphalidae. Gene Ontology annotation, molecular function: zinc ion transmembrane transporter activity. The record is from RefSeq and is a predicted model, not a curated record.
GUGCGAAACCGGCGCCGGCGCACUGCCACAUGCGAGCUCAGUUACUACUAUGUUGACAUCGUGCGCCGUCGUUCUCUUAGCGGUGGACGCGCUCUGCGCCGCUAGCCUUCAAACUGUAGACAUCGACUUGAACAACACUCUCCCAGCUGAGCAGUACUUCAUCGACAAGAUAUUCGAUAAAUAUGGAGACAAAGGAGUCAUCACAUUCGAGGGUUUUGAGCAUUUGCUGGACAGUCUCGGUUUGGGAGGACGCGUGUUUAACUCACCACAUGACAUCGCUCUCCACCGGGUUAAUGGCAGCUUCCGACAACUGCACGACACGCAGCACCGACAUAGAAGAUCACCUUCAUCCUUUGCACCGAUACUGAAGAAGUCAUGCCUAUCCCCAAAAGAAAUAUUGGAAGUGUAUGGAAUGGAAAACGAGCCGGGCGUCAUAACUAUAAACCCGAAAACAUUUUUGGAAAUGUGUCCAGCCCUAGUUUAUCAAUUAGAUCAAAGAUCUUGUUAUAAGACCGAUGCUCCAACACCUAAACUCGAACGAGUAUGGACAUGGGUAUACGCAAGUUUAAGCAUCCUUAUAAUAAGUGCUACCGGAUUAUUAGGAGUUGCCAUAGUUCCAAUGCUAAAAUCCGUUAUCUUCAGCCAUGUUAUACAUUUUUUGGUAGCAGUUGCGGUCGGUACGUUGUGUGGUGAUGCACUUUUACAUCUUUUGCCACACGCGCUUAAGUCUAACGGAUUCCCCAACGAACCUCAAGAAGAAACUGAAGUCGUUCUCAAGUGCAGCGUAACGUUUUUAACUAUUUUGAUAUUUUAUUCAGUUGAAGCCAUUAUGCAAACAAUAAACGGAGGCCAUUCCCAUUCUCACGAUGUACCGAACAAAACUUUGGAAGAAUUGAAAGUAGAAUCUACAAAGCAAAUAGAACCGAUAGAACUCGGCGCGAUGAUGCCUGGGUCACCACCACCACCAGUUGAGCGCCCGAUGACAUCGACGGCUCUCAUGGUCAUAGUUGGCGAUGGACUACACAAUUUAACGGAUGGUCUUGCAAUCGGUGCAGCAUUUAGCGGAGAUCCAGUGACUGGUUUCGCCACCGCGCUUGCUGUUUUCUGCCAUGAACUACCCCAUGAGUUAGGAGAUUUCGCAGUAUUACUGCGUUCUGGCAUGAGCAUAAAACGUGCUUUGUAUUAUAAUCUACUUUCUUCCGCUCUCAGUUUUAUGGGAAUGGCAGGUGGUAUAUGGCUCGCUGAAGAUCAUGAAUCGGCAUCACAGUGGAUAUACGCUGCAACAGCUGGUACAUUUUUCUACAUUGCACUAGCAGACUUAGUACCCGAAAUAAACGAAAAUAAUAAAGGAAAGAGUGUGCAUUUAGUACUUGCUAUUCUCGGUUUUCUAACUGGUGGUAUAAUUAUGCUAUUAAUAGCCCUGCACGAGGACUCGAUACAAUAUCUAUUCCGAAAUUCAGAACAAUGAUACAAAAUAAGGAAAAGAAUAAUAUUCUCCGUACAUAAAUUACUCAAGGUUGUUUGUUGAUAGUAUUUUAAAAAAUUAGGUAAGGAUACGAAUAAGUGCUAUUUAUAAGUUUAACUUAAAAUGUGAACUGCUCAAUAAGUUUUUAG